AUGAUGAUCGACUCGUCGCCGGAGUCUAACACACUGUCUCGCCACGAGCUUAUUCUUCAGAGGCUAGCAAGUCUGGGAGUUCCUGAAGAGAAUUUGAGUCAAGGACCUCAGGGUUUGGUUGCUUAUGUCAAGAAUGAUAAGUCUCGAAUAGCAGAAUUGGUCUCUGCUAUCUUGUCUACUGAUGAGGAGGCAACCGAGGCUGUUUCAGAAACUCGUGGAGGGAGUACAAAAGAAGCUGAUGAAGAUGUCUUUUGUGAAAGUAUGAUUUGGUUGCAAUGGUUGAUGUUUGAUGGUGACCCGAGCCUUGCACUGGAGCACCUGGCUAAAAUGAAUGGUAACCAGCGUGGUGUUUGUGGGGCUGUAUGGGGAAACGAUGAUCUUGCGUACAGUUGCCGGACAUGCGAACAUGAUUCUACUUGUGCGAUUUGUGUUCCUUGUUUCGAGAAUGGAAAUCACAAAGAUCAUGAUUACUCUGUUAUAUAUACGGGUGGAGGGUGCUGUGAUUGUGGAGAUAUUACUGCAUGGAAACGUGAAGGAUUUUGUUCGAAGCACAAAGGAGCAGAACAGAUUCAACCCCUUCCUGAGGAUUUUGCAAAGUCUUUGAAGCCUGCUUUAGAUUCCUUACUUGUUGAUUUGAGAGAAAAGUUACUUUAUGCAGAAAGUGCCUUUCAGGGAAGUCCUAUAUUGACUAAUCAUGUUGCUGAGCCUGUAAAGGCUGCAAAUGAUUUGACCUCUGCAGUGGUAGAGAUGCUGUUAGAAUUCUGUAAAAGCAGUGAAAGUUUGCUCAGUUUUAUUUCUGUGAGAGUGUACUCUUACCCUGGUUUAUUGGCUGUUUUGUUAAGGGCAGAGAGGUUCUUGAACGAUGGAGUAGUUGGGAAGCUCCAUGAAUUACUUCUGAAAUUGAUUGGUGAACCUAUAUUUAAAUAUGAGUUUGCAAAAGUGUUUUUAAGCUAUUACCCAACUGUUGUAAAUGAAGCCAUAGAAGAGAAAAGUGACAAUGUCUUCAAGAAAUAUCAACUUCUGUCAACAUUCUCUGUCCAAAUUCUGACAGUGCCUACACUAACUCCACAUCUUGUAGAGGAAAUGAAUCUGCUGUCCGUGUUGUUUGAAUGUUUAGAAAGGAUAUUCAUUUCUUGUGCAGGAGAAGAUGGGAGGCUGCAGGUUGCUCAAUGGUCAAACUUGUAUGAAACUACUGUCCUUGUGGUUGAACAUAUAAGAUAUGUCAUGAGCCACUAUGUUGUAUCCAAAUACUUAUGCCAUGGUGGGCGAGAUUUAGUUAGAACAUGGAUGAGAUUAUUGGCUUUUGUGCAAGGAAUGAACCCUCAAAAGCGAGAAACUGGUAGUCACAUAGAAUUAGAAAAUGACAGUAUCCAUCUGCCUUUCAUUUUAUGUAACUCCAUAUCCAACAUUCUUUAUCUCUUAGUCGCUGGAGCAUUUUCUGUAAAUACUAGUGAGGAGACUAAUGAAGAUGCUUUCUUCAGAGCUUAUAAACUAGAUUUUGAAGACCAAGAUAGUCUAAGACUUGCAAAAGUGGGAAGGCUAUCGCAGGAAAGCUCCAUCGGUAGUGUUAUAGGGAAGAAUGCAUUUGAUCAUGCAUCCAAGGCCGCAGACAAUAUUCCUAUUCCAUCAUCUGCUUUAUGGUUAACAUUUGAAUGCCUGAGGGCUAUCGAAAAUUGGUUGGUAAUGGAUAACACGGUUGGCCCGUUCAAUAUCUUGCCUUCAAAAUCAAAAAAUGUCUUUGGUAAUAAUUUUUUGGCUUUGAAAAGGACGCUGUCUAAGUUUAGAAGAGACAGACCCAUUUUCAAAUCGUUCACUUCAUCUAAAAGUAAGCUUACAAUUUCAAGUGAAGUUUUUAGUAAACGAUGUUCUUCACCAUCCCGUGGUGGUUUUAACAUUGGUAUAGGAUUGGAGUGUGGCCGACCUAUUGGACAAGAAGCUGAACCUGGAGGUUGUGAUGACAGUAUGUUGGAUGGAGAAAGUUCCUCUGAGCUUGAAGGCCUCAAAGUUCUGAGUUUUUCAGAUUGGCCUGAUGUUAUGUAUGAUGUUAGUUCACAGGGCAUCUCAGUUCAUGUUCCGUUGCACCGGUUACUUUCGAUGGUUCUGCGGAGAGCACUCAAACAAUGUUAUGGUGAAUCAGCGUCUUUAGAUAUGAUGAACGCUAGGUCUACUGAUCGGUCGUCUGCUAUAUAUAAUGACUUCCUUGGACACAUUUUAGGAGGUUGCCAUCCUUGUGGAUUUUCUGCCUUUUUGAUGGAGCAUCCCCUUCGAAUAAGGGUGUUUUGUGCCGAGGUACAGGCUGGAAUGUGGUGUAGGAAUGGGGAUGCUCCCAUAUUAUCUAGCGAGUGGUAUCGUACAGUUCGCUGGUCUGAACAGGGCCAAGAGCUUGAUCUUUUCUUGCUGCAGUGUUGUGCUGCAUUAGCUCCAGCCGAUCUUUAUGUCAAGAGAAUUUUAGAACGUUUUGGACUAUCAAACUAUAUGUCAUUGAAUCUUAAACCGUCCAGUGAGCAUGAAUCAACUCUACUCGCAGAAAUGUUGACUCUUCUAAUACAAAUAGUCCACGAGAGGAGGUUUUGUGGGCUGACUACUGUGGAAUGUUUGCAAAGAGAGUUGGUAUAUAAGCUCUCUAUUGAUGAUGCCACUCGUAGUCAGCUGGUGGAAUCUCUUCCUCGGGAUCUUUCAAAAAUUGAUAAACUUCAGGAGAUAUUGGAAACAAUUGCAGAAUAUUCCAAUCCAUCUGGCAUGACUCAGGGCAUGUAUAAAUUACGAUCAGCAUAUUGGAAAGAACUCGAUUUGUAUCAUCCUCACUGGAACUCGAGAGACCUACAAGCUGCGGAAGAAAGAUAUUCUCAGUUUUGUAAUGUUUCUGCAUUGACAACUCAGCUCCCUAAAUGGACAAAGAUUUAUUACCCUCUCAGGGGAAUAGCUCAAAUAGCUACUUGUAAAACACUCCUUCAAAUUGUCCGUGCCAUUCUUUUCUAUGCUGCGUUCACUGACGAACUCACACCGUCUCGGGCUCCAGACCAUGUUCUUGUAACUGCACUGCAUUUGCUGGUAUUAGCCUUGGAUAUCUGUCAAGUACAGAAGGAAUCUGGUGACCUGUUAUGUUGUACAAAUGAUGUGAUUCCUAUUUUGGCAUUUGCCAGUGAAGAAAUAUGCAUGAAUAAGUAUGGUGAUCAGAGCAUGUUAUCACUUCUUGUCUUGUUGAUGAGGAUACAUGAGAGAGAAAAUGCUGAGAACUUCAUGAAACCUGGCAAUUUCUGUCUCUCGUCUUUAAUAUUGGAUCUACUCAAGAAGUUUGCGGAGCUUGAACCUCGAUGCAUGACCUCAUUGCAGAAACUUGCUCCUGAAUUAGCAUAUCAACUUUCACUAUCCAUUCCUCGUGGUAAUACUAAUGACAUGGCAUCAGCUUCUGAUAGUGAAAAGCGCAAAGCAAAGGCUCGAGAAAGACAAGCUGCUAUAUUGGAGAAAAUGAGAGCCCAGCAGUCAAAGUUUUUGGCAAGCAUUAGUUCCAGUUCAGAUGAUGAAAUGAAUGGUUCUAAAUCUGGGCAACUAUCAUGUGAUUCUGAUGUAAGCAAUUCCCAAGAAUCAGCUCAAGUUAUUUGCUCUCUUUGUCAUGACCCCAACUCUAGAAGGCCCAUAUCAUUCUUAGUUUUUCUCCAGAAAUCCAGUAUUAAGAGUUUCGUGGACAAAGGCCCUCCGUCGUGGGAGCAAGUUAGUCAUGCUGGGAAGGAGCAUGUUUCUAAUAGCACAGUGCCAAUUGAUUUAUCCCAAAGGAGCGAUAUAUCUGGCGACUCGGAAAUGGUUUCAUCUUCUCAGUUGAUGGAUAUGGUUCAGUCUACUUUGAAUGAUUUUGCUUUAAUGGGACAAACUAGGGAAAUGAAUGCUUUUCUGGAAUUUAUUCGAGCUUUAUUCCCUUCCAUUGGGAAUGUUCAGCUCCCUUGCAUAUCGACAGAUCUGAAGGAGAAGACAGCAAAUUCCCUUGAGACAUUAGAAGAACAUAUAUAUUUGAUGAUUAGAGGAUUUUGUGCUAGUUUAUGGGACUUGGAAUCUCAAAGGCCUGCUGGAAAUUUUUUUACAGCUGGAGUUAACCUGGAGAGAAGCAGGAAUUCUGAAUCUCUCUGUCUUGGUAAAUACAUUGCUGCACUGUCUGUAGAGACAUUGGAUAAUCCUUCAGCUUCUGAGCACAGCCGUCCUCUCAGUGAUAUGACACAGUCAGAAUCCAAUAUGCUAUAUUUCAGAAGAGUUGGCUUCGAAGGAGGGCAUAUUGUGGAUCCUGAUCAGGGCGAGUUUCUCUGUCCUGUAUGCCGGGGACUAGCAAAUUCUGUGCUGCCGGCAUUGCCUGGUGAUUUUAGAAAGGUUCAUCCACCACCAGCUAUUCCAACUGUUAAUUCUAUGAAUGCUGGUAGCUAUUCAUCCUUGUCGGAUAGUAAAGUUAGUUCCUUUUCUCUCGAAGAUGCUUUGUCUCUCUUAAGAAGUGCUGCUGAUGUUUCUUUAAGUAAUGAGCUUCUGAAAGCUUUUCCAUUUGAACAAAAUGUGAGGAUAACACCAAAUCUUGAACCUGUGUUUCGUGUACUGAGUGAAAUGUGCUUUCCUGGCGUUGAUAAGAUUUCGGGGUCUGGAAGGGUAAACCACCCAGUGAUUCUAUGGGACACACUUAAGUAUUCCCUCAUGUCAACCGAAAUUGCUGCCCGAUCCAGAAAGAAUUCAUUGACUCCAAAUUGCAGCCUCGGUUCUUUAUACGAAGAACUCAACUCUUCAUGUGGUUUCAUAUUGUCGCUGCUGCUAAAUGUAAUUCAAAGUAUCCGAGCACAAAAUUCUCAGAGUGUUCUUUUGAGGUUAAGAGGCAUUCAGCUCUUUGCCAAAUCUGUAUGCUCUGGCACUUCUCCAAAUGAAAUUUCCAAUCACACUUGCCCACAAGAAGGUAAUUUGCUUUGUAUAUUAGAGAAUGCUGAGGCAGAUAUACAGUAUCCGGAUGUUCGUUUAUGGAGACGUGCUUCUGACCCUGUCCUCGCACAUGAUGCCUUUUCGACAUCAAUGUGGAUACUCUUCUGUCUGCCAUGUCCAUUUUUGUCAUGCAAAGACUCCUAUCUCUCUCUUGUGCAUGUUUGUUAUGUUGUUACCAUUACUCAGGCUAUAAUUACAUAUUGCAACAAACGACAAUGCACUAUUAGUGAAUUGGGAUUUCAUGAUUGUUUGAUUACUGACAUCUUCAAAUUUAUGGAGGAACACGGAGGAGCCCUACAGUGUUUUGAUUCGAGCUAUAUCAAUCCCACCUAUGAUAUGAAAGAUGCAAUUCGCAGCCUGAGCUUUCCUUAUUUGCGGAGGUGUGCAUUGUUGUGGAAACUAAUAAAUCAUUCCAGUAGAGCAUCAUUCAGUGAUGGGGCUUGCACAUUUGAUGGAUCUCUAUACGCAGAUGAUGAUUCAGAAAAUGUCAGGAACAUUGUAGAAGAGCUUUCCGAGGUUGAAAAGCUGGAGAAGAUGUUUAAUAUUCCACCACUUGACGUUAUUAUUAAUGAUGAAAAGUCACGGUUCACAGCUUUUAGAUGGCUUUGUCAUUUUUCUGAAGAUCUCUUGCAAAGGUAUAUUAAAAAGCGUUGCCCGGACUGUGGAGAUGUUCAGAAGGAGCCUGCAUUAUGCUUGCUAUGUGGCAAAUUGUGCUCACCAAACUGGAAGACAUGCUGCAGGGAAAGUGGUUGUCAAACUCAUGCAAAGGCCUGCGGGGCUGGCAUUGGAGUGUUCCUAUUGAUUAGAAGAACCACAAUCUUCCUACAAAGAUCUGCUCGUCAGGCUCCUUGGUCAUCCCCCUACUUGGAUGCAUUUGGUGAAGAGGAUGUUGAAAUGCGUAGAGGGAAACCGCUGUAUCUGAACAAAGAACGUUACGCAGCUUUGACUCAUAUGGUGGCCUCUCAUGGGCUUGAUCGAAAUUCAAAGGUGCUUCGGCAAACUACAACUGAUUCUUUUUCCACAGGCAGCGCCCAUCAAUUAAAUGUUAUAUGGAUUGGCUUAGUCGUCCUUAAUGGCAUUGGUUCUUCGCCGAGCUGCUUUUUCCCUCACCGAUUGCCCAAUGUAUAG
Fraxinus pennsylvanica is the source of this 6072-nucleotide messenger RNA. The record is from the annotation of a GenBank genome assembly. NCBI's taxonomy places the organism in Eukaryota, Viridiplantae, Streptophyta, Magnoliopsida, Lamiales, Oleaceae.